AUGUCGAAGUACUGCAUUCCGGCAUGGAGUCGGGAGGGUCUCCCUUGUCCCCACGGCGAGAAGGUUCUUCUUCCGCUGUCCACUUUCACGAUGCCCUCGUCGCCGGCAGGCUUGGAUUGGCUCGCAGCAGCAUUCUGCACACUUCCAUUCGACUGGGUCUUGGUGGUCUUGCUUCGUGGAUGGCUGGUGCGAGGGCUCUGGGAGUUCGCCUUGGGGCUGCUGAUCCUGCUAGCCUACAUCGUGUUGGUGGCUCUCCAGUCUGGGCUCCUGCAUGAACCGCGGCCUGCUGCAUCCUGCCUGAGCUCCUGCGGCAUGCCAUCCGGCCAUGCAGUGCCUCCGCAAGACUUUGGGAAACUCCGUUCCUGGAUCUUCGCAUUGCCAUGCGGGUGGGCGAAAGAUAGCAUAUGUAUGUAUAUAUGUAUGUAUGUAUGUAUGUAUGUACAAGCCUCUCGGCUCUCGCAAGGUGGACGGCCAGCUAAGCCUGGCCAAGCCUGGGGCCUGUAA
Symbiodinium sp. CCMP2592 is the source of this 504-nucleotide messenger RNA. The record is from the annotation of a GenBank genome assembly. NCBI's taxonomy places the organism in Eukaryota, Dinophyceae, Suessiales, Symbiodiniaceae.